AUGGCCGAAACCAACCCUCAACUUGCUCACACUGGUCAUGAUUCCCAAGUCUCUGUAGAAGGCUUGGAGAAAAACAGUGACCAGCAGUCGAAGGAACUUUCUGACGCCGAGCUUGAAGAUGCAGAAAAGGCCGGCAAGCCAACACCGAAUCCCUUGACGGAUCCCAAAUCUUUUCCGGAAGGGGGUGCAAAAGCAUGGCUCACCGUCGCUGGCGCUUCUGCCUGUCUCUUCGUAUCCUUUGGCUGGAUCAAUUGUGUCGGGGUCUUCCAGCAAUACUAUCAGACGCAUCAGCUCAAAGAGUACACUACAUCUGACGUCUCCUGGAUCCCCGCCCUACAAAUUUUCUUCAUGCUCUUUGGUGGUUCAUUCGUUGGCAGAAUCUACGAUCAAUACGGGCCCCGCUACCUUUUACUGGUCGGCACCUUUUUGCACGUCUUUGGCUUGAUGAUGACGAGCAUUUCAUCAAAAUACUAUCAACUCCUCCUCAGCCAAGCCAUCUGCUCUCCUAUCGGAGCAUCCAUGGUCUUCUAUCCCGCGUUUACUUGUGCAUCAACGUGGUUCUUUGAGAAGCGAGGCGCUGCUCUUGGCCUAGUCGUAGCUGGAUCUUCGCUAGGCGGCGUCAUUUUCCCCAUUAUGAUUAUCCAUCUGAUUCCAGAAGUUGGCUUUGGCUGGACGUUGCGUAUCUGUGCUUUCCUGAUAUUGGCGCUGCUCACUUUCGCAAAUCUGACCGUGCGCUCGAGAAUUCCCCCAAUGAAGCGCCCAUUCAGCUUAAUGGCUUUCAUCCGUCCUCUGAAGGUGCCGAGUUUCUCGCUUUUGACCGCGGCAGUCUUCUUCUUCUACUGGGGCAUGUUCGUACCCUUCACGUUCAUCGUCGUGGAGGCGCAAUCGCACGGCAUGUCUCUGCGUCUUGCCAACUACCUCGUUCCGAUUUUGAAUGCCGCAAGUAUAAUUGGACGCACUGUUCCUAAUGCUAUUGCCGAUAAGGUUGGUCGUUUCAAUGUCAUGGUCGUUAUGAGCAGUUUCACGACCAUCCUCAUUCUUGCACUAUGGCUGCCAGCAACCGGUAACGCCGCCAUUAUCGUCUUCGCCGCAUUGUUCGGUAUUGCUUCAGGUGCUGGUAUUGGCCUCACUCCGGCACUCUGCGCACAAGUUUCGCCCAUUCAAGAAAUCGGCAUUCGUACGGGCACCAUCUUCACGAUUGCAGCUUUUGCAGCAUUGACCGGCUCACCAAUUGGAGGUCAGAUCAUCGGUGAUACCCAUGAUGGCUCAUUCCGAUACGCUAAAGUCUUUGGGGGUGUGAGCUGUGCCAUCGCCACGGCCCUUUUCAUCAUAACGAGGAUUAAUCUUGCCGGGUUUAAGAUGACAAAAAUUUGA
Messenger RNA from Letharia columbiana, 1374 nucleotides. RefSeq lists its product as uncharacterized. Gene Ontology annotation, biological process: transmembrane transport. Gene Ontology annotation, molecular function: transmembrane transporter activity. The transcript is spliced from 5 exons. NCBI's taxonomy places the organism in Eukaryota, Fungi, Ascomycota, Lecanoromycetes, Lecanorales, Parmeliaceae. Bases 1 to 1374 code for a protein of 457 amino acids. Gene Ontology annotation, cellular component: fungal-type vacuole membrane. The record is from RefSeq and is a predicted model, not a curated record.